This is a messenger RNA of Liolophura sinensis, 2229 nucleotides long. Its product is annotated as cyclin-L1-like. NCBI's taxonomy places the organism in Eukaryota, Metazoa, Mollusca, Polyplacophora, Chitonida, Chitonidae. Gene Ontology annotation, biological process: regulation of transcription by RNA polymerase II. The coding region runs from base 16 to 1482 and encodes 488 amino acids. The transcript is spliced from 10 exons. The record is from RefSeq and is a predicted model, not a curated record. Gene Ontology annotation, molecular function: cyclin-dependent protein serine/threonine kinase regulator activity.
ACUGAAAGAGUCCGGAUGUUACAAGGCGUACGAAUGUUAACGGGCUCAUCGUCCUCAAAACGUUGUGAAAUGGCCGACGAGAAGCAAGGGCCUACUCUUGUGCGCGACUUUAGUGAGGUUAUUUUAACUUUAGAUAAUGUGCUUAUCCCACCUGAUAAAUUGUCUCCAACACCUUCACUUCAAGAUGGGUUGGAUUCCGAGACAGAGACGGAUUUGAGAAUACUAGGAUGUGAACUUAUACAGACGGCAGGGAUCUUGUUAAAACUUCCUCAGGUCGCUAUGGCUACGGGACAGGUGCUUUUUCAACGAUUUUAUUAUUCGAAAUCCUUUGUAAAACACAACAUGGAGGUGUUGGCCAUGGCUUGUGUAAACCUCGCCUCUAAAAUUGAAGAGGCUCCCAGACGCAUACGGGAUGUUAUCAACGUGUUCCAUCAUGUCAAACAAGUACGAAAUGGAAAAACAAUACAGCCUUUAGUGUUAGACCAGCACUAUAUUAACCUGAAAAAUCAGGUUAUCAAAGCAGAAAGACGGGUCCUCAAAGAACUGGGCUUUUGUGUUCAUGUCCAGCACCCUCACAAGAUAAUUGUGAUGUAUCUGCAAGUUCUGGAAUGUGAACGCAAUAGGAAACUUGUGCAAACAGCAUGGAACUACAUGAAUGACAGUUUCCGUACAGAUGUGUUUGUGAAGUAUCAGCCAGAAAAAAUCGGAUGUGCCUGCAUAUACCUGGCUGCCAGACAGCUACAAAUUCCACUUCCGAACUCACCGGCCUGGUUUUCCAUUUUUGGUGUGAAGGAAGAUGAAGUACAGGACAUCUGCCUCUCGGUUCUCAAACUGUAUGCCAGACCAAAGCCAAAUUAUGAUGAACUUGAGAAGAUUGUCAAUGAUGCCAAAAAAAUCCAGAUUGAAGCUAAACUCAAGGCCAAAGGGAUAACAUCUGAACAGGGAACACCCAACUCCAAUUCCAGGCCAUGUACCCCUAGGAAUGUGAGCCCUAAUCCAUCACUCUUGGGAACAAUGAAAAAAGUGAAAUCAGACUUAGACAUUCAUGGAAAUGGAACCCCAGUAGAAAAGAACCAUUCAAAGAAGAGAAAUCAUUCACCAGAUAACCGGGACUCCAGCAAGUCGAGAUCGUCUCGAUCCCACUCAAGUAGAAGCAGAAGUCGAAGCACGAGCAGAAGUCCUGCGCCCAAAUCCAGAAAGUACAGGUCUCCUGUCAGGAAGCAGAAAAAGGAUCGUUUGUCGCCAGACCGUUACAAGGAGAAGCAUCAUUCCCACAAACACGAAAAGCGCCGAAAGCGCUCCUUGUCCAGGAGUCGCAGUCGCUCUCUCAGCCUCUCGCCUGACCGUCGGCACAGCCACAAAAAGUAUUAUAAGGACAAAAUGCGAUACCGAAGUCCUGAGCCUCACAGGCGCUCACACAAACACAGGAAUGGCCACAACAGUCCAGUCAGGGAUAAAUACUCCAAAUACUACCGCAGAUGAUGCUUGUGAAUUUUAAAGAAAUUAUCCGAUUGCAAUUUACAAUCUUAUCAGGUAUAUCAUAUACAUACAUAUAUAUAUAGCAGAUCUUUAUUUUGUGUCUCCAUUUGCAGGCGCAGCAAACGACAAAGGGCCAUUUAUCAUAUUUGAAUUUGUAUGGAAAAGUUAAGUGUUAUUCUUGGAACUCUGAGGAAUUUUGAGGUAGUGUUACUCUGUGAUAUUUAAAUCCUGAUUUUGGGUUUUAUAUUAAUACUUGCUGCUUAACUGAAAAAUUUGCUGACAUGUUCAUUUUUGGUUAAGGAGUUGAAAGUUGUGUUGAUGAUUAAUCAAUGGUUAGGAGAUUAGAAAUCAUGAAUGUAGAGAAUCCUGAUGUUUUUAUCAAUCCAAAAAGCAUCCAGUUGUCAACCAGAUUUUUUUUAUUUCCAAGUCAAACACUAUUGUUUGAUCGACAGUGAAAGUAAUAUUUGAGAAGAUUUGUGUAAUUUUUUGUAGGUAUUAACCUGUAUAUCAUCAUAACAAUUCAGAAAGCAGCUCAUAUUCAUCAAACGAUCCUCCGUAUUUAAAAAAAAAUUAGUUUGAUACAUGUAUAUGUUGAAAAUGUCUUGUUUAUAUGUCCAUAAAUCGACACAUCCUGAAAUGUUUGCGUGAGAAUAGACAUUGAUAAAAGAAUGCAUGUUUUUUCUGUCAUCUUUUGAACUUUUGAAUACUCCACAAAGCUUGUAUAUAUGUAAAUAAAACUACUUCAUGAAA